AUGAACAAGACACAGCUCACGAAGAAAGAGAAGCUUCGCUUUGCCAGAGAGACUGCGGAAGGGAUCGCCUAUGCUCACAGAAAGAAUGUGAUUGUUUGCGACAUCAACGUCCGAAACAUCCUUCUUGAUCCUGAGCUGCAUGUCAAGCUCUGUGACUUUCAGGGCCGGCUGCUAGGCCCUAACGGGGAGAUUCUGUGCGACGGAGGAGCAUCUGAAAACGCAGAGUCAUUCAUGCCACGAGACAGCCCGGAUUUCGCAGAUACAAGGACGGACAUAUUUGCUCUUGGGUCUACCAUAUACCACAUCUUGAAAGGCCACCGGCCUUUUCCGGAACUCCACACUAUCGAUGAUGAGGCGGAGUUCAAGCGCCGUUAUGAAGAAAGACUUUUCCCUCCGUUGGCAGCAGACUGGGGCGGCGCAAUUGUGUGGAAGUGCUGGGAAGGACGAUACGAUUCUGCAGAAGAAGUGUUCAAGGAUCUUCUCUCUUUGGAAAGUUGA
This is a messenger RNA of Ascochyta rabiei, 498 nucleotides long. RefSeq lists its product as uncharacterized. The record is from RefSeq and is a predicted model, not a curated record. The transcript has a single exon. Bases 1 to 498 code for a protein of 165 amino acids. Gene Ontology annotation, molecular function: protein kinase activity; ATP binding. Gene Ontology annotation, biological process: protein phosphorylation. NCBI's taxonomy places the organism in Eukaryota, Fungi, Ascomycota, Dothideomycetes, Pleosporales, Didymellaceae.